AUGGACUUCCAGAACCGAGCUGGAGGAAAAACAGGAAGCGGAGGAGUUGCUUCGGCGGCCGAUGCCGGCGUUGAUCGGCGAGAACGACUCCGUCAGUUGGCUCUCGAGACGAUCGACCUGCAAAAGGAUCCGUACUUUAUGCGAAACCACAUCGGAACGUACGAGUGCAAACUGUGUCUCACUUUGCACAACAAUGAAGGGUCCUAUCUAGCCCACACCCAGGGAAAGAAGCAUCAGGCCAAUCUCGCCCGUCGUGCCGCCAAAGAACAAUCGGAGCAGCCGUUCCUGCCGGCUCCGCAGAAAUCAUCUGUAGAAACGAAGAAGUUCGUGAAAAUCGGACGUCCCGGAUACAAAGUGACGAGGGAACGCGACCCGGGAACCGGCCAGCAGGCUCUUCUCUUCCAAAUCGAUUAUCCGGAGAUCACCGACGGCAUCGCGCCACGUCACCGCUUCAUGUCGGCCUACGAGCAGAAGAUUCAGCCGCCAGACAAGAGAUGGCAGUACCUUCUGUUCGCCGCUGAACCAUACGAGACAAUCGGAUUCAAGAUUCCUUCCAGGUAACUGAGCAACUAGAGAAUAACGGAAAACAACCGAGCAUUUUCAGAGAAGUUGACAAGUCGGAAAAGUUCUGGACAAUGUGGAACAAGGACACGAAGCAGUUCUUCCUGCAGGUCGCCUUCAAGAUGGAGCGAAACGACGAACAACAACCGUAUUAUUGAUACUCUGUGCUUUUUCUUUUUAUCCUCAAAUUUCAAUUUCAUGUUCCUUUUUGAUGAUCUAAGUAACAAUAAAUUAUUACGUCCAAAAAAAUUCUCGAUAAUUGAAAAUAUAGGUUUAUUCCCAUCCUGAAAAUCUAUUUAAAAGUGUAACAAUUGUUUCUAGUUGUCUGAUUUUCUUCUGCAGAUGGCGAAGAAAAUCACCAAGAGGAAGGUCGAAUCGACGGAAUCCGCAGAGGCUCCGAAAGCGCCGAAGAUUGCGAAGAAAAUGAAAACCGCUGCUCCGCUGGAGACUUAUCAAGCGGGAGGACUCUCCAGUCUCUUCGGAAAGUCCACGGACGGAUCGACCAUUCAGGAAGACGUCGUCAAGGGAGACUCGGUCAUUGAGAAGCCAAAGAGAAGAAAGUUCGAACCGAAGAAGAAAACUGCCGAAGUGGUGAAGGGCGACGAAGAAAAAGAAGAAUCGAGGAAGACUGAGGACGGAGUGAAAGAAGUGGAAGGGGAGAAGAAAGAAGAGAAGAGGGACCGAACGAAGCAGAGAGAGAAUCGGGCUCUUCAGAAGAGCAACGCUCGUACGGCGGCCGCGGAGAACGCGAAGACUGUGUUCGUGGGCAACGUGCCUUUGACGAUGAACGAGAAAUCGAUCCGUCGCAUCUUCUCCGAUUUUGGUGCCAUCGCUUCCGUUCGUAUGCGAAAUCUCAUUCCUACGAACGAGAAAUUGACGAAAAGAGUGACUCAUUUGACGGGAAAAUUCCACGACAAACAGAAUUCGCUCGUUUUUUACGUAAAGUUCGAAGCGGAAGAGUCCGUUGAGAAGGCACUGAAAUACAAUGGAACGAAGCUUGAGGAGCACGUCAUCCGCGUCGACAAAGUCGGAUCAAAGAAAAAAGAUUUCGGAAAGGAUUUGGCUGUGUUCGUCGGAAAUCUGCCUUUCGAUGUGACCGAGGAUGUCCUCAUUGCGUUCUUCACUGAACAAAUCGGACCACUCGAAGCCGUCAGAAUUGUGAGAGACAAAGAGAGCGGACAGGGAAAAGGGUUUGCAUUCGUCAACUUCACGGAGGAGUCGUCUGUUAGUCUCGCACUCGGAAUGGAGACCAUCAAAAUGGGGAAACGAGAACUUCGUCUUACUAAAGUGAUGAAGAAAGGAAAACUGACAGUAAUCAAUGUUCCGCGAAUAUAUCAAUGAUUUCCUCGGUUUCAGAAGAUCCAAUCCGCUAAGAAGCGAACUUCCAGUACACAGAAGAACCAGAAGUCGGCUGAAAUCGCGGGAAAGAUGCACAAUUUCAAGUUUUCCACCAAGAAGCAACGGUAAGAGCGCGCCCUUCUUUCUCGCUUUCACUAGUUUUCCGCCGCCCCUCUCGCGUUUCGUUGCGCACAGCACCACUCUACCGCCUGUCAUUAAUAGCGCAGUUGGGUGUGUGCGGGUCUGCUAGACGGCCGGCCGCUCUCAGUUCGACCCCCGCCCACUGCAAGCAUGACUGCAACCUGCUUUCGGACAUGUUCCGUCUGCAGUACUUGUAGUGCGAUAUGAACCUGUGGGCCCUCCGUGUGCGUGUAACCUCAUUGAACUAGCACUCCGUUGGUCACCAGACAAUUUUAUUUCUUGCAGAACAGCCGAACAAAACGAUCGUCGUGCUCUGAAGAAAUCUGCGAAGAAGGCGAUUGCGAAGAAGAAGGCGGCCAAACAGGGACGAUUGAUGGCUUAG
This is a messenger RNA of Caenorhabditis sp. 36 PRJEB53466, 2422 nucleotides long. The record is from the annotation of a GenBank genome assembly. NCBI's taxonomy places the organism in Eukaryota, Metazoa, Nematoda, Chromadorea, Rhabditida, Rhabditidae.